GACACCUCUCACGAGUUUCGAUGAUAUACUGUGGCGGAAUGUGGAGGAAACACCGCUAAGCAAAGCAUAAUACGGACGAAAAUGGAGCUCCGCUUUGACCAAUGAUCAAUCCACAACGCAAAUCCCUUUCUCCAAUUCCAAAUCCUUUUCCUGCCCCGCACUCUCUCACUCCUCAUCCUAGUUUCCGCCAUGCGAGCAUGCUUUCUUCCUCCUCAUCCUCCAGCUCCGCUCUCUCGCGUCUCCUGAUCCCCUUUCUAUUUUCUAGGUAUUGCAUCGCUUCAAUCUCUCCUCACACUUUGUUCAAUUCUUGCAUGUGUGAUCUCCAUUGUCGGUAAAGAGCCCUGUGUAUAGAUACCCAGCUCUUAAUUUUCGAUUUUGCAGUAGAAUCUUGUUCCUUCGGAUCGUGGGUUUGACUUUAAACUUGAUUUUAAUCUUGAAUAUCAAUGAAAUAAUCGCCUUUUGCGACGGAGUUUUAUUAAACAUGGAGAUUUCCAGUGGAGGUGGAGGUUGUUCUCCUAGAAACAGGUCUGAUCAUUUGAGGAAAGAGGGAUCCGGAGAGGCCGCUUUUCAACUUUCGGCGUUGGAACUCUCUGAUCAUGGUCAUACCUAUCAAUUCCAAUCAAUGAAUGCAUUGGAGAUUUUGAGAGAGACUGUCUGGAUACUUAGGUAUAAUUGCUGGGCCUUCAUGGCAAUCUUGGCUUUGCUCAUUUGUCCUGUUUCUGCUGUGCUUUUAUCUAAUACAUUAGUAGAUAUGUCGAUUGUGAAGAGUCUCACUAUUCGGCUUAUGUUGGUUGCCAAGACUAGUGGUCUCCCUCUGAGAGACCUCAUCAAGCAAUCUUGCCAGCGUUUUGCAGAGACGAUGGUUUCUUCCGCUAUGUGCCUACCUCUGUACAUCACCUUGUUGUUAUUGUCAAAAGCAGCCGUGGUGUAUUCUGUAGAUUGUACGUAUUCGAGAAAAAAGUUCGAUGCUUUGAAGUUUUAUGUGAUCAUCACUAAGUUCUGGAGGAGGAUAGUUUCUACAUAUAUGUGGGUGUGUACAGUUGUGGUUGGUUGCAUCACCAUGUUUUGUGUUUUUCUUGUUUGCUUCUGCAGUGCAUUGUCUGUUCUUGGCUUUUCUCCAGAUAUAGUUGUUUAUGCUGCAGUGUUGGUGGGUCUGGUCUUCUCUGUGAUAUUUGCCAACGCUAUUAUCAUUUGUAACAUUGCAAUCGUAAUCUCUGUACUGGAGGAUGUUUCGGGAGCACAGGCAAUGCUGCGGUCUAACAUCUUAAUCAAGGGACAAACACAGGUUGGUCUACUGAUAUAUCUUGGAUCAACCAUAGGAAUGGCCCUUGUGGAGGGUUUGUUUGAGCAUCGAGUGAAGACGCUAAGCUAUGGUGAUGGAUCCUCUAGGAUGUGGGAGGGGCCGCUCUUGGUGAUAAUGUAUUCAUUUGUGGUGCUUAUAGAUUCCAUGAUGAGUGCAGUUUUCUACUUCAGUUGUAGAUCAUUCAGAAGUGCUGUUGACGCUUCAACUGGUGAAGGCAAUUCCAUUUUAGAAACUCUGGCUAUUUCUGCUGAAACAGUGAACGUUCAAUGACAUAGUCAAUGUGACUUUUAUAUACUAGCCGACUUGAUAAGAUAAAGACGAGAGUAGCAAGAAAAUUUUCAAAUCAAUACGUGUCAUCACGGAAGAACAUUGCCGGACGCCAGGAACGACUGACUUCGGAUGACUUUCAAGCUUCGACUCUGAGAUCAGAUGACUAAUUUGAGUGCCUGAGAAUCUCUACUUUUAGUAGGUUAUAGAUACACAGAGGUAAAUAAAAGCUUGGUAAUCCAUGGUUCAAUUUUUUGGAAUGUCACUAGAAAAGCUGUUAUUUUUAAGAAAAUAGUACAAAAUCAAUUAAAAUUUAAGCACAAAUCCCUUCGUUUUUGUGUUAUACAGAUUUAUGUCAUAUCAUUCAAAAUCUUUUGUCCGUAUUUUGUGUGGUAGGCAUUGGAAAAAUUUGCGGUGAGUUCAUCUUGGUACUAACAACAUUGAUGAACGACGAGUGGGCAUAACGAGUCUGUCUUAAGCUCUGCUCUUCUUAUGUGGCUUCAUAAUUACUUUUGCCUAAUGAUGUUUGGUUGUUCUUAAUCUUUCAAUGACCCCAAUGCCAAGAAAAUAAGAAGAGCGUUUCUUCUUAAUUACACUAGUCUAAUGCUGCCCCAAAA
This is a messenger RNA of Neltuma alba, 2187 nucleotides long. RefSeq lists its product as uncharacterized. The transcript has a single exon. Bases 482 to 1573 code for a protein of 363 amino acids. The record is from RefSeq and is a predicted model, not a curated record. Lineage: Eukaryota; Viridiplantae; Streptophyta; Magnoliopsida; Fabales; Fabaceae.